Syngnathoides biaculeatus (alligator pipefish) is the source of this 1399-nucleotide messenger RNA. RefSeq names its product DTW domain containing 1 (gene dtwd1). The record is from RefSeq and is a predicted model, not a curated record. Gene Ontology annotation, cellular component: nucleus. The coding region runs from base 386 to 1294 and encodes 302 amino acids. NCBI's taxonomy places the organism in Eukaryota, Metazoa, Chordata, Actinopteri, Syngnathiformes, Syngnathidae. The transcript has 5 exons. Gene Ontology annotation, molecular function: tRNA-uridine aminocarboxypropyltransferase activity. Gene Ontology annotation, biological process: tRNA modification.
UUUUCAAUUCAUUAGCUAAGACAGCUAACUAGCUAGCCUUCCUUGGUGUGUACACACUCCACGAUGUAGCUUGAGCAGCGUGUACGUCAGUCAAACGAAGAUUAUACGACGUACUAUUUGGCUUUGGCGUGCAAAACUAGUAGAAUGUUACGUUAAUGCUAAUAUGUGCCGUCAACUAGUGCACAGCUUGGGCGCACUAGUGACUGUGCGGUAGUAAUGGUGAGGACAAAGAGCGUACGAGUAUCAGAUCGUGAUUACCAUUGCUGUACCAAGCAUAAAGUCGAAAACUCUGAACUCAAGCCAAAACGUGUCCAGGUUUCGCAGCUAUAAAUAUCUUCCUCCGCGUUCUCUCAUCUGGACCGUCAACAUCAAGGGACGGGCGAGCAUGAGCGGCUUGGACGAAGGCCGCGGCGAUCCGGCGCUCGCGCGCGACGACCCGCCCGAGCCGCUUCUUCGAGGUUUGAAAUUGGCAUCGCACGCCGUGCUGGAGGACGUGCAGCGGAGGGGCAGGUCGAAAUGUGCGAAAUGCGGCGGAUCGAGGAUGUUCUUCUGCUACACGUGCUGCUUAUUAGUGGACAUCAGUCUGCAAGAAAUCCCCGUCGUCAAGCUUCCAGUGAAGAUUGACAUCAUCAAGCACCCCAAUGAGACAGACGGCAAGAGCACUGCGGUUCACGCCAAGAUCCUCGCGCCCAGUGACACCACCAUCUACACGUACCCGUGCAUUCCCGACUAUGAUCAAGACGAGGUCGUGUUGGUGUUCCCCGGUCCAGGCGCUGUCACAGUGCGAGACAUGAUGCAGCGUUUGCAUGAGAGGACUGACAGCAGGUCACAUGGCCCCCGCUUAAGGAGGCGGAAACUAGAGCACGUUCCAGACGUUGCGCACGCUACGGAAGGUAACGGGUCGGGGGCCCCGGAUCCAACGAAGAGCUCGGGAUCGAGGGCGCAUCCCCUCCAGAGGGUGGUCUUCAUUGACAGCACUUGGAACCAGACCAACAAAAUCAGCACAGAUGAGAAACUACAAGACUUGCUCCAGGUGGAGCUGAGGACGAGGAAAACCUGCUUCUGGCGCUCUCAGAAGGGCAAACCAGACACUUACCUCGCGACGAUCGAAGCCAUCUAUUAUUUCCUCAAGGACUUCCACGAGCAGUGCCUUGCUCAAGAGUACACCGGGGAGUACGAUAAUCUUCUCUUCUUCUACUCUUACCUACACUCGGUCGUCAACAAGUCAAAGGAGGGCGGAAAGAAGGAUGCCAAGUGGAAAGAGAAACAGCGGGAGACUGAAACAAGACUGUAAAUCCAAGUCGAGUUCCCGUUUAAGUUUUGAUUUUGUAACAGAUGGAAACAUUUGUUGGACUGCAAUAUUAAGGAUUUGCAAUGACACUGUAAAAAUAAAUAAAUA